AUGGCGAACAAGACAGCGCCAGUUGGCUUCGUUCUCCCAUUCGCCUACCGCUUGUUCUUUCUGGUCAUUGAACCCAUCUCGGCACUCGUGGGCGCCUUUUAUGCACACUUCCGCCAGGCAGAGUACCUGGCCCUCACACACGCCUCCACAGCCCCGGGCGGCACCGCCAUUCCCACGGGCACAUCCGUUGUCCUAUCCCAGCUGGCCAACCUCUAUCUCCUCUUUGCCCUCAACGAGGCGCUCGUCCUCCGGUCCACCGGCGACCUGAGGGUGUGGAAGACGGUGCUGUUUGUGCUGCUCCUGGCCGACUUUGGUCACCUGUACUCUGUCUCGGCCGUCGGCACCAGCGUCUACUGGAAUGUCUCGUCGUGGAACGCCAUUGAUUGGGGCAAUGUGCCGUUUGUAUACCUGGGUGCUUCCAUGCGUAUUGCCUUUCUGGCGGGUGUCGGUAUGGAGAGUAAGAAGACUACAAAAUCCAAAUGA
This is a messenger RNA of Pestalotiopsis fici W106-1, 483 nucleotides long. RefSeq lists its product as uncharacterized. The transcript has a single exon. The record is from RefSeq and is a predicted model, not a curated record. NCBI's taxonomy places the organism in Eukaryota, Fungi, Ascomycota, Sordariomycetes, Amphisphaeriales, Sporocadaceae. The coding region runs from base 1 to 483 and encodes 160 amino acids.